Metschnikowia bicuspidata var. bicuspidata NRRL YB-4993 is the source of this 909-nucleotide messenger RNA. Its product is annotated as protein-transporting protein. The coding region runs from base 1 to 909 and encodes 302 amino acids. The record is from RefSeq and is a predicted model, not a curated record. Gene Ontology annotation, cellular component: nucleus. The transcript has a single exon. NCBI's taxonomy places the organism in Eukaryota, Fungi, Ascomycota, Pichiomycetes, Serinales, Metschnikowiaceae.
AUGAGCAAAAGAAGAGUUGUUGAAGAUUCCGAUAUCGAUGUCAGUUCUACAGAUGAAUCUGACACCGAAGUUGGUGUCACCGAAGAGGAUAUGGAGGAGGUGAUCAACGUGGAUUUCGAUUACUUCGACUUGAAUCCUGAAGUUGAUUUCCAUGCUACAAAGACGUUUAUUCGCCAACUUUUCGGCGAUGAUGCUCUUAAAUUUGAUAUCUCCGGUUUGGCGGACUUGAUUUUGACGAAGAAUGCCGUGGGAACCACAAUCAAAACAGACGGACAAGAGGGAGACCCUUUUGCUUUACUCAGUGUUAUAGAUGCCACUGCUCAUGCUGCAAAGCCCAGUGUUAAAGCUGUGGCGGACUACAUCAUCGAAAAGACCAAGGCCAACACUGAAUUCAACAUGGUGUUGAAGAAAUUGUUGAGCCCUGCUCAGACAACAAAGGAUCUGAAUAAGCAGCUAAAAGUUGGCUUAGUGAUCAGUGAGAGAAUGAUCAACAUGCCAGUGGAGGUAGUGCCGCCAAUGUACAAGAUGUUGUUUGAAGAAAUGGAAAAGGCAGAGGAUGCCCAUGAAAAAUACGAGUUCGACUAUUUUCUUGUCGUCUCCAAAAUCUAUAAAUUGGUACACGCCAACAUUGCGACUGGGGAUGACGAAAAGAAAUCGAAGAAGAAAAAAACAUCUUCCGCAGACGGCCACACAGAAGAGUUUGAUUACUUCCAUUACGAGGACGUAGUGUUGGAACAGAACGCGAAGUACCACGGACACUAUGAGUACACCGAAAAACACCAAGAGACAGACUCGCGCAGAGUUUUCACAGAAUACGGGAUAGAUCCAAAAUUAAGCGUUAUUCUUUUAAGCAAGGAUGGUUUGAAAAAAUCUGUCCCGGAGAUGGAAGAGAAAUUCCCACCCUUCUAG